CCAUCGUUCCCUGCUUCGAGCUCUCUGCACCAGUCAAGAUGGCGGACAGACCAGUUCCCAUUGUUGAGAAGCGUCUGAUGGACGUGAAACUGGGUGAGCUUGGAACUUGGCUUGGAGGUCGAGACUUCACUCCCAAUGGCAUCAUCGCAUCUGUCCGCAGAGGCCACGACAGAUACUACAACAAGUACAUUAAUGUGAAGAAGGGAGGCAUCGGUGGUGUAGCUAUGCUGCUAGCUGGCUACGUGGCACUCAGCUACAUUUGGGAAUACGACCACCUGAAACACGAUCGCUGGAGGAAGUACCACUGAGGCCCCUCAGCAGCCAUCAGACCAUCGGGGGUUGAACUUGAAUCUCUUUGUUCCUCCUGCUCUUUCUACUCUCAGCUCUCUGUGUUGAAUAUGUGACUGUUCUGACCAAUAAACAAUAAGAAGAUUUAAUUCUGGA
Molecule: messenger RNA, 444 nt
Organism: Acanthopagrus latus (yellowfin seabream)
Lineage: Eukaryota; Metazoa; Chordata; Actinopteri; Spariformes; Sparidae
Gene: atp5mf
Product: ATP synthase membrane subunit f
Exons: 4
Coding region: 39-308 (89 amino acids)
Biological process (GO): proton motive force-driven mitochondrial ATP synthesis
Molecular function (GO): proton-transporting ATP synthase activity, rotational mechanism
Source: RefSeq, a predicted model, not a curated record